Molecule: messenger RNA, 1449 nt
Organism: Aspergillus versicolor CBS 583.65
Lineage: Eukaryota; Fungi; Ascomycota; Eurotiomycetes; Eurotiales; Aspergillaceae
Product: putative endo-polygalacturonase
Exons: 1
Coding region: 1-1449 (482 amino acids)
Biological process (GO): carbohydrate metabolic process
Molecular function (GO): polygalacturonase activity
Source: RefSeq, a predicted model, not a curated record
AUGACAAAGUGUGAAAUGGCUGUCAAAGUGUAUGGCUCUCCUCCCAACGUCCCGGUCAACCCGGAUUUCACCGUCGCUGUCAAGGCAGAUGGCCAGGAAUGGCUCCCUGUUGCUGCAUAUGCUGUAGACGUGGCGAACGCCAGCACCACCUGCAAUACAUUCAAUCGACACACCGUCGCUGUUGCCUCCUUCGAUUUUGAUGGCCCCGUGCAAGUCAAAGUAGACUACAAUGGGCCCAUACGCUCAGCAGAAAUCCGACCGAGAGCCUUGAGCAUCGAGACUCAGGUCCAGAACAACACAGUCUUCUUCUCGCUUGAUACACCAAAGGAUGUGAUGCUAGAAAUAAACGGAAACAAGUGGACGGCCUUGCAUCUUCUCACCAACAAGAUCGACCUGUCCGCGCCAACCGGCGACUCCGACGGUGUCUGGUACUUUGGGCCGGGCGUCAACCGGGGUGCAGCCUACGCCCGCAUUUCUGACGGUGUCAAUUUAAUGGUGCCGUCUAAUACGACAGUCUACAUUGCCCCCGGUGCUUUCAUUACCUGCCGCCUAAACUUUAUCGGUGUUUCCAACAGUGGCGUCCGCGGGCACGGCUUCGUUCUCGGUCCAGAGGGCGGCUACAAGUAUCGCGAACACGGCGGUGCUAUCCACAUGAGCGGCGCUUCCAACAUCCGUGUCGAGGGCGUCACCUCACUAGGUGCAAAUGGGUUCAGUCUGUCUGCAGGCGAGUGCCAGAAUCUCCACAUAGACCGGUACCGAUCGUUCUCGUAUGCUGGAAAUGGAGACGGGGUCGACAUUUUCUGCUCAUCCGACGUCACGAUUGAGAACUGCUUCUUGCGCAACUCGGACGAUACGAUUGCCCUGUAUUCGCACCGGUGGGAGUGGUAUGGUGACUCGCGCAAUAUCCUGAUCCAGAACUGUGUUUUGCUUCCUGAUAUCGCACAUGCGAUCAACAUGGGCACGCAUGGGAAUCCAAAGAAGCCGGAGACGACGAGCGAUGUUGUGAUUCGGAAUGUUGAUAUCUUGGACCACGAGGAGUACCAGUUGUGGUAUCAAGGGUGUAUCGCUAUCAAUGCUGCUGACGAGAAUCUGUUCCGCGAUAUCCUGAUUGAGGAUGUUCGUGUCGAGCGUAUUACGCGCGGUCAACUACUCAAUUUCCGAGUUAUGCAGAAUGCAAUGUGGACAACAGCUCCGGGACGAGGUAUCCAAGGAAUCACAAUCAGGAAUUUAUCAUUGGAUACGCGGGACUCAAAGGUUGUCAACCCGGCCAUGAUUCUGGGAUAUGACACGGCGCGUCUGGUCAAGGACGUCGUCUUCGAGGAUCUCCGUGUUGAUGGGAAAAUCAUCCACGAACAGAUGGACAAGCCCCGGUGGUAUAUGACUGCAGACAUGGUGCCGGUGUUUAUUAACGAGCAUGUAGAAGAUGUACAGUUUAUCAAGAGCAGUUAG